AUGCAGAUCGCAUUGUUGUUCUUAGCUCUGGCGAGUGCGUGGAGACCGGGACUCAUGAGGAACUGCUGGCGAAGGGCCAGGUUUACAAGGACCUGGUUCAACGUCAGCUUGAGAGGAUUGUUUGGAUCUCUGAUUUUCCUUCGUAGGUUUGCCCAUGAGCCUAAGAAGAGCAUCAGAAGAACCUCUCCUGCGGCCGUCGGCUCAACUUUUGCGAGUUACCUGUGGAAACGAUCUCACGCACAGGCGGAAGAAGAGCAAGCACGGGCUGCUGCUUUGGCAAUGGAAAAAGGUGAAAAAGGAGAAGGCAAAGGAGAAGGCAAAGGAGGCAAAGGUCGCAGGCGGCCAGCCUCGCGCGGUCGGCCGAAGGAGGCUGAUCCGCCCAGCCCCCCCGUGCGCCGCAGCUCCUCGGCCCCUGGGAGACCUCGCGAGGAGCCCCCGAGCCAGGAAGCAGCUCCGCCGAAACGCCGCCCUCGCCGAGCCUCCUCCACCGCUUCCCGGGGAGCGAGGAGGCCCCCUCGGACAGAGAGGCCUCGGGCGAAUUGGGGACAUCCGGAAGGGAAGAAGUUUGAAGAACUCGAAGCAGAAUCUCGCAUCGACGGUGUUGUUGUGAACGUCGGUGAUUUUGGUGUCUUUGCUGACAUCGGCUACGAGCAGAAUGCCAUCCUGGCCAUUCCUCGUAGGUUUUGGCGCCGAUUUCGGCGUGGCGAUGUGUUGGAGGCCAUGGAGGUCGUCUCUGUGGAUCUUGAACUCCGCCGUGCCACUGUAACAGUGGCGGACGUCGAAGAGGCCCUGAAGCCGAGCAGAAUUCCGCUGGAGGAGCUGCAGGAGGGCAGCUACUUGAACGGUGUAGUGGACACCAAAAACCAGUUUGGCAUCUUCAUCAAUGUGGGCUGUGAAGCCUGCCACGGAAAACUCCAGCUUCCGCGCUUCAUGGGCAACCAGCUCAUCCGCGGGCAGGUUCUGCGCGACCUUUGCGUGGCGACGGUUGACCUGGAGAUGCGACGAGUUCGAUUGAUCAUGGACGAUGUCGAAGGUGCCAUUGCAGAUCCCGAGAUGGUCUCCCUGGCAACGCUGAUGGCAGAUGCCGACAGGGACACGAAGGACCCCAAAGCAGAUGCUCCGAAGCCGAAGAAGGCUGAUCGGGAGCCCAAGCCCAAGGCUAAGGAGCCGCCCGGGCCGCCUGUCAGGGUACCCAAGGCGAAGUCGCAACCCAAAGUUGAAGAAGUGGCUGAGCCUGAGCCGAAAGAAGAGAAGGAAGAGGAGCCAGAGGAGAUGCAGCUUGAGCCCGGUGACCUGGUGGACGGGGUCGUCACCACGAUCAACAGCAAGGGCGUUUGGGUAAACAUUGGUGGCGGCAAGAAGGGCCUCCUCGAGGUUCCAGCCGAGCUGAAGGGCGAGUUCCGAAGGGGCGACAGCGUGCAGGGCAUGCGAGUGGAGGAAGUGAAGGAGGACGGGAAUCCGGUGCUAUCCAUGGAUGACCCUGAGUUGGAGGCGGGACUGUGCCUACAGAAUCGCAAAUCCAAAGCUUUGUAG
Molecule: messenger RNA, 1533 nt
Organism: Symbiodinium sp. CCMP2592
Lineage: Eukaryota; Dinophyceae; Suessiales; Symbiodiniaceae
Source: the annotation of a GenBank genome assembly